AUGAUAAAGGGCGUGGAUAUUCAGAAUUUCGGCAGUAGCUGGGCAAAUGGAUUGGCCUUCUGCGCUCUCAUCCACCACUUCUAUCCCGAUUCCUUUGACUUUUCUACCCUGGACCCAAAAGACAGGAGGGGCAACUUUACAUUGGCCUUUGAGAAAGCCGAGUUAUUCUUUGACUCUAUUUAUUUACUAAACUGUGCACAGAACGAACACCAGAGUAAAUAA
This is a messenger RNA of Protopolystoma xenopodis, 222 nucleotides long. The record is from the annotation of a GenBank genome assembly. NCBI's taxonomy places the organism in Eukaryota, Metazoa, Platyhelminthes, Monogenea, Polystomatidea, Polystomatidae.